Striga asiatica is the source of this 561-nucleotide messenger RNA. The record is from the annotation of a GenBank genome assembly. NCBI's taxonomy places the organism in Eukaryota, Viridiplantae, Streptophyta, Magnoliopsida, Lamiales, Orobanchaceae.
AUGGAGAUAGAUUUUAUGGGCCUCAACUCAACAGCAAACAGGCCCAAUAACAUUGAUGAAGUUGAACAAUAUGGUUUUAAGCAAACAUUCACAGCAGAUGCAGAAGCCAAUUUAGGUGUCGAGACAUCUUUGUCUCUUAGCACCGGUCAUUCUCUUUAUUGCCACAGAAAGAUCCUCAAUUUCUCCGAGAUUGAAUAUAUCCUUGAAUUGUGUUUGUGCCAUUUUAGGAAAAUACAUGAAAUUCAAGCCGAGCCUGCAUCAAUAACCAUGCUCUAUGAUAAUGCACAAGAUAAGCCACAGCCAGUUCCCAGUCUUUCGGUUCAUGCAAGAAUCUGCAACACAGGACCAGGAUAUACUCCAACAGUGGCUAUGGCUCGGAGGGCGACUCUAGCUAGAUUCCUGGAAAAACGAUUACAUAGAAUGAACCAAGCGAGGAAAGCUCAUCUCAUAGGGAAGUCAAUAUAUAAUGCCUCAAACAACCCUUAUGAAGCUUGUGAUCAUCACCAAAGUGUUGUUACUAGAAAGAACAACAACAACAACAACAAUAUCGUGAAGAGAUGA